AUGAGGGUCACAGUCGUCAGCGAUGAGCUGGUUAAACCGGAAACUUCUAACAGGCAGCAUCCAAAGUUCCUCGAGCUUUCGGUGCUAGAUCAGGUUCAGUUCCGGUACCAUUGGCCUCCGCUUUUGGCUUUCUUUGACCCACCAAAGGUUCCGUUCUACCCCCUUGCCGGGCGGUUUGUGCAUCGAGCGGAAGGGUGUCUGGCAAUCGAUUGCAACGACGCCGGCAUCCUCGUGCGCGUCGCCGAGGCAAACUGCAAAACGCCCCAGGCCAUUGCCACCGGGAUGAACAUGGCGGGCUCACAGAAGCUCUACGUCUCCAAGCGGGGAGAGGACGUCACCACGGUACCACCCCUGCUGGUGCAGUUCACGCGCUUCCAGGACGAUGCAAUCAGCGUCUCAUUCUGCUUCCACCACACAGUCUGCGACGCUGCCGGAUACUCCAUGUUCAUCAACUACUGGUCUGAGCUGAUGCGGGAAAAGCAGCCGUCCUUGGAGCCCAACCACGAGCGUUUCCGUCUUCCGAAAACCCCCCCCUCCCCUCUAGUUGUCUCCGAUGAGGCCAUUGGGAUGCUUGGGACGCAAUUUUUCCGGGAGCCUAGUAACGACCGCUUCGCCUUCCGGGGAAAUCUCCGGAGCCCUCUAGUAAUCUUCCACGAGGCCGUUACAGUUCCCCGUCGAACGGCUGGAGUUGUGGGCGCUGUAACCAGCAAGCCCCUGGCGAAGGGUACGCGAGCGCCACGCCCAGGAAGACCCGCCAUUCCAAUCCCUUUGGCCGUAAUGCUCAUGUUUGGCGUUCCGCUCCUGCGACGGAGAGCGCUUCCGUUCGUUCCGGCGCUGAAAGCGGACGCGUCCCAAGGCCUUCCCGCGGGUCGCUUCGUCAGCACCAAUGACGCCUUGACCGCGCUCCUGUGGCUGAGUAUCACCGCCGCGCGAGGACUUGACCCGAAGCAGGUAACACGCCUGGGUUUUCCGGUCAACGUCCGGUCACGGACAGAACCACCUUUGCCGGAAGCCUACUUCGGCAACGCUAGUCUUCUGACGACGGAGUCCCAGGCAGCGGCGGGGGAGGUCACCACGCAGCCCUUGUCUUGGAGCGCGAGCAUCGUGCGCGACACGGUGUCGCGCGUCGACGCCGCGUACGCAAACUCCGCGCUCGACCAGAUCCGCUCGAUGCCCGACAAAGACGCGCGCGCGUCGCCGCUUUCGAUCCACCGGGGCCCCGAUGUAUUCCUAACCAGCUUCGUCAAAUUUCCGUUCAACGAAAUUGACCUCGGUUGGGGGCCCCCAGUUUCUUUCGGCGUGGCAAAUCUGUUAUUGGCGCUAGACGGGUUCAUAGUGCUGGUCGAAACCAUGGGGGGAGUGUGCGCGUACGUUGGUUUGCUGGCUAAGCACAUGGCGAGACUCUUGGCGGAUGAGACGUUCAUGAAGUACGUGGGUCUGUAG
Molecule: messenger RNA, 1443 nt
Organism: Klebsormidium nitens
Lineage: Eukaryota; Viridiplantae; Streptophyta; Klebsormidiophyceae; Klebsormidiales; Klebsormidiaceae
Source: the annotation of a GenBank genome assembly